This is a messenger RNA of Choloepus didactylus (southern two-toed sloth), 3171 nucleotides long. It is a transcript of the gene PPP2R5A, whose product is annotated as protein phosphatase 2 regulatory subunit B'alpha. Gene Ontology annotation, molecular function: protein phosphatase activator activity. Gene Ontology annotation, biological process: signal transduction; protein dephosphorylation. Gene Ontology annotation, cellular component: cytosol; nucleus; protein phosphatase type 2A complex. The transcript is spliced from 13 exons. Bases 631 to 2094 code for a protein of 487 amino acids. NCBI's taxonomy places the organism in Eukaryota, Metazoa, Chordata, Mammalia, Pilosa, Megalonychidae. The record is from RefSeq and is a predicted model, not a curated record.
GGGGGAGGGGGAGGGGCCACUCGGCGCCGCUGUGAAGCUAGAGUGGAGCGCCGAGGGCCGGGGCGGCGGGUAACCGCCUCGGGAGAUGUGGGGCUGGCGCUGACAGGGAAGAGCGGGCACCGCAGCGGCGGCUCGAGAGGACCCACGAUGGCAGCUCCCCGGGAGGACGCGCCAGGCAGGACGGGCUGCGCUGGCAGUGGCCACUGAGGUGUUGGACGGUCGGCGGGUUGACGACUUGGGCUGAAGAAGAGAGUGGAGCGCUGGGUGUCCGCACACCGGCGUCCUCUCCUCAGUUGUCUCAACUUCGGGCUCCUUUUCACCCGCCCUCCCCACCCGCAGUCAACAACUUCUUCACCCACCUCCGCCCUCGCCCUUCCCUCCGUCAGCCCCCGAAGCUGACCGCGCGGCGGGGACCAGGAACCCCCGGGACUGAGAUGUGGCCGUGAGACGUUGGCGGGCGGCGAGGAGAAGCUCGGCGGCGCCCGGAGCGGGAGGGCGGUGUGGCUGGGGGGACGGGCCUGAGGGGCGCGAGGUGUCCGCGCCUCUCCCCCGCCGCCGCCUCCUGCCGUCACGGUGGCUGCCCGUUCCGUGCAGCAGCAGCCGGAGCUGCCAAGCGCCUGGGCCGCGGAGAUGUCGUCGUCGCCGCCGCCGCCGGUGGGGACUGCCGGCGCCGCCAUCUCGGCCUCAGAGAAAGUGGACGGCUUCACCCGGAAAUCGGUGCGCAAGGCGCAGAGGCAGAAGCGCUCGCAGGGCUCGUCGCAGUUCCGCAGCCAGGGCAGCCAAGCGGAGCUGCACCCCUUGCCCCAGCUCAAAGAUGCCACUUCAAAUGAGCAACAAGAACUUUUCUGUCAGAAGUUGAAGCAGUGUUGCAUACUGUUUGAUUUCAUGGACUCUGUUUCAGACUUGAAGAGCAAAGAAAUUAAAAGAGCAACACUGAAUGAACUGGUUGAGUAUGUUUCAACUAAUCGUGGUGUAAUUGUUGAAUCAGCGUAUUCUGAUAUAGUAAAAAUGAUCAGUGCUAACAUCUUCCGUACUCUUCCUCCAAGUGAUAAUCCAGAUUUUGAUCCAGAAGAGGAUGAACCCACACUUGAGGCCUCUUGGCCUCACAUACAAUUGGUGUAUGAAUUCUUCUUGAGAUUUUUGGAAAGCCCUGAUUUCCAGCCUAGCAUUGCAAAGCGAUACAUUGAUCAGAAAUUUGUACAACAGCUCCUGGAGCUUUUUGAUAGUGAAGAUCCCAGAGAACGUGACUUCCUGAAGACUGUUCUGCAUCGAAUUUAUGGGAAAUUUCUCGGAUUAAGGGCAUUCAUCAGAAAACAAAUUAACAACAUUUUUCUCAGGUUUAUAUAUGAGACAGAACAUUUCAAUGGUGUUGCUGAACUCCUUGAAAUUCUAGGAAGUAUUAUCAAUGGCUUUGCGUUACCACUGAAAGCAGAACAUAAACAGUUUCUAAUGAAGGUUCUUAUUCCUAUGCAUACUGCAAAAGGAUUAGCUUUGUUUCAUGCUCAGCUAGCUUACUGUGUUGUACAGUUCCUGGAGAAAGAUACGACACUAACAGAACCAGUGAUCAGAGGAUUGCUGAAAUUUUGGCCAAAAACAUGCAGUCAGAAAGAGGUGAUGUUUUUAGGAGAAAUUGAAGAAAUCUUAGAUGUCAUUGAACCAACACAGUUCAAAAAAAUUGAAGAGCCACUUUUUAAACAGAUAUCCAAGUGUGUAUCCAGUUCUCAUUUUCAGGUUGCAGAAAGGGCAUUGUACUUCUGGAAUAAUGAAUAUAUUCUUAGUCUGAUUGAGGAGAAUAUUGAUAAAAUUCUGCCAAUUAUGUUUGGCAGUUUGUACAAAAUCUCCAAAGAACACUGGAAUCCGACCAUUGUGGCACUGGUAUACAAUGUGCUGAAAACCCUAAUGGAAAUGAAUGGCAAGCUUUUUGAUGACCUUACUAGCUCAUACAAAGCUGAAAGACAAAGAGAGAAAAAGAAGGAAUUGGAACGUGAAGAAUUAUGGAAAAAAUUAGAGGAACUGAAACUCAAGAAAGCUCUAGAAAAGCAGAACAGUCCUUACAAUAUGCACAGUAUUCUCAGCAAUACAAGUACCGAAUAAAAAAGAAAAAAAAAAAAGCCUACCCCAUCUGCUGGAUAGGCACAGUUUUGUACACUUUUUUGAAAUAUGUAAAUUGCAAAACCUCAUCAAUGUAAUAUAAUUAAAAGCCCCCCACCCCCAGCAACUGUAAAUGAAAAAAUAUAUGGACUAAACAGCCCUAUGUUAUAUUAUGGCCACAGGACAUUGUAACCUUUGUCUAAUCAUUGUAUCGUGUCACUUCUGAAGUUUCACAAAAAAAUGAGUUUUAUGAGUGAGAUAAUUAUGGGAGUGGUGAGAAUUAUGACUUGAAUUCUUUUUUUGAUUGUGUUGCACAUAGACAUAGUACUCUGCUCUGUACAUUUUUUCCCUUUUAUAAUGUGCUUUUCACAAUGCUGCAGACCUUAGUUACAUUCUAGGAGAAAGAGUAUUUCCUAAAAUAAAACUAAGGUAUAAUCCUUACCCCUCCCUUUGUCUCUCUCAGAAAUAUGAUGGGAGGAUUUACUUGCCCUCAGCCCUCCCUCAAUAAAGAUAUUACUGUACUCUGGAAUUUGAGAAAAAAACUUAAAUCUCCAGGCUUUUUAAAGCACAAAAUAUAAAUAAAAGCUGGGAAAGUAAACCAAAAUUCUUCAGAUUGUUUCUCAAGAAUAUCCCCCUUCGUGUACAACUCCCAACAAUGAAUACAGAUUAGCAGACGUUAGUUCAGGUGAACAAAGACACAGCUUGACUCUUAAUUCAUUCCUCCUCUUCCUCUAUCAAAGACUGAAGGCAGGGCCUUUCCAGUCCUCACAAUCUGCCCUUCCCCUCAUCCCUCCUGACUCCAUGAUGGCGGUUUUGAGUCCCACAGUGUGGUGAUGCAGCACACUAGCUGUCACUGCCUGGCUUUAUUUAAAGGAACUGUAGUCGUUCCUCUUGUAGAGUUCUAAAAAAGUGGACUAUAGAGGUCUUGUAUGUUUUUACUUAGUCAAGUAUUUCUCACAUCUUUUGUUAUCAGAGUACCAUUCCAAUCUCAACUUGCAGUUGUGUGGAAAACUGUUUUGUAAUGAAAGAUCUUCAUCGGGGGAUUGAGCAGCAUUUAAUAAAAUCUAUGUUUGUAUUUUG